UUCUUUGCCUUUUUAGAUUUCCAUACUCGGAGUUCAUUUUGUUCCCGUGUGGAUGUUUACUGCCCUCGGAGGAAGCGCCGUCGUAUCAGUGAAUCAUUUGUUGUUGAAAGCAGUAUAUUUGAGGCUAAAAAACCAUCCAUUGAAAUUAUCCCAGAUGAAUGUUUAUUUGAGAUCCUCAGACGCUUACCAGGCCGAGAGAGGAGUGCCUCUGCUUGUGUUUCCAAGCGUUGGCUAAUGCUUUUGAGUAGCAUCCGGAGCUCUGAGUUUUACCGGAGCAAGACCCCGCGAGGAAAAUUUAAUCUAGCGAAGGUAGAUCCAAUUUCAAAUAAUCAGGUUCCCAAUAAUAUAGAACUGAGCUCUGAAGAUCAGGAUCUUGAAGUGGAGUGUGAUGGAUACCUCACGAGGAGCGUAGAGGGAAGGAAAGCAACGGAUGUUAGGCUUGCUGCCAUUGCAGUUUGUACCGCCAGCCGGGGUGGACUAGGAAAGCUUUCAAUUCGAGGAAGUAAUUCUCUGCAGAGUGUUUCUAGCGUCGGGUUGUCUGCAAUUGCUCGUGGUUGCCCGUCGCUCAAGGUUCUUUCAUUGUGGAAUGUUCCAUCUAUUGGUGAUGAAGGUCUUUUUGAAAUUGCAACGGAGUGCCAUUCAUUAAAGAAGCUAGAUCUUUGCCAAUGUCCUUCAGUUUCAAACAAAGGUGUACUUGCAAUUGCAGAAAACUGUCCCAAUCUAUCUUCAUUAACAAUUGAAUCGUGUUCAAAUAUCGGGAACGAGAGUCUGAAAGCCAUUGGAAAAUAUUGCACUAAACUUCAGUCGGUCACUAUCAAAGACUGCCCAUUUGUUGGGGAUCAGGGUGUUGCGAGUCUCUUGUCAUUAGCUUCUGCAGUCUUGACAAAGGUGAAACUUCAGACUCUAAACAUCACAGAUUUCUCGGCUGCUGUAAUAGGCCACUGCGGAAAGGCAAUUACCAAUCUUGUCCUCAGUGGGCUUCAAAAUGUGAGCCAGAAGGGCUUUUGGGUAAUGGGUAAUGCGAAAGGUCUGAGCAGCCUUUCAUCUUUAAUGAUCACUUCAUGUAGGGGAAUGACGGAUUUGAGCCUUGAAGCACUCGGAAGGGGCUGUCCAAGCUGUAAACAGAUAUGCCUUCGCAAGUGCUGCUUUGUGUCCAACACUGGGCUUGUAGCACUCGCCGAAGCUGCCAACUCUCUUGAAAGCUUGCAAUUAGAAGAGUGCAACCAGAUCACCCAAACUGGGAUUUUAAAUGCUCUUUCGAACUGUAAUUCGAAGUUAAAGUCUCUUUCCCUGAAUAAGUGCAUGGCAGUUAAGGAUCUGUCUCCCGAAUCUUCAAUGCUAUCCCCUUGUGAAUCUCUUCGAUCCUUGUCCAUCCGAGGCUGCCCAGAAUUUGGAAGUACUAGCUUGGCUAUGAUUGGGAAGCUAUGUCCCCAGCUACGUCAUUUAGAUCUCAGUGGACUUUGUGGAAUCACUGAUUCUUGUCUUCUGCCUCUUUUUGAGAGCUUUCAGACAGGAUUGGCUAAGGUUAAUCUUAGUGGGUGCCUAAAUUUGACCGAUGAAAUAGCAUUUGCCCUUUCUAAAUUGCAUGGUGGAACACUUGAAUCACUAAAUCUUGAUGGUUGUAGAAAUCUUAGCGAUGCAAGUUUAAUGGCGCUGGCACUGAGCUGCCCAUUGCUCAACGAUAUUGACGUUUCUAAGUGUUCAAUCACUGAUUCUGGUAUUUUUGCUCUAUCCUAUGGAGUGCAAACAAAAUUGCAGAUUCUUUCCUUGUCGGGCUGCUCGAUGAUAUCAAACAAGAGCAUGCCGUCUCUGAAAAAAUUGGGAAGGACACUGGAAGGAUUGAAUCUCCAGCAUUGUAAUUCCAUUAGUAACAGCACUAUUCAGUUUCUCACAGAGGAUUUGUGGAGAUGCGAUAUUCUAUCAUAAGCAAAUUGAGAAGGAAAAUCCGUGCACAUUGCCUGGAGGAACUCAAAGAUGAUUCCGCUCACAUUUCUUUGGAGGUUCUAGCCUAUCUACCGUGGGCGUUUAUCUCAGUUGACUUGGUUUAUUUCCAGGGAGAUCAUGGCGUGUUCUUUUUCAUCACCCUUUUUUGAAGGCAUCCUUGUAUUUAAAAUAGCGUUGUAACCUUUUAGUCGCUCAUUCAGGAGGCUGCGUCUUUCGCUGCAUUCGGUUUCCGUGGGAAUUCAAUUUCCAAGUCCUUGCCUUCUGGUUUUCACUUAUGAUGCUCCAUUUCAAUCAAUGUUAACCAUGACUGGUACAUAAUACUCGUUAAUAUAAUAAACUAGAUUUUAGCUGUCAAGACCAUGUUUUUUUUCGUAAGAUUCUCCACUCCUAAGUUGCUGAUUCCCUGCUUUUUUGUUUUGUACUAAGAAUCUACUGCUUCAGAUGUAAUGAUGAAACUCAGUUUGUUCCAAUUGUUUUUACGUGUAUCACUUUUGUGUCC
Olea europaea var. sylvestris is the source of this 2443-nucleotide messenger RNA. RefSeq names its product EIN3-binding F-box protein 2-like. Gene Ontology annotation, molecular function: protein binding. Lineage: Eukaryota; Viridiplantae; Streptophyta; Magnoliopsida; Lamiales; Oleaceae. The annotation marks the transcript as partial. The transcript has a single exon. The record is from RefSeq and is a predicted model, not a curated record. Gene Ontology annotation, cellular component: SCF ubiquitin ligase complex. Gene Ontology annotation, biological process: SCF-dependent proteasomal ubiquitin-dependent protein catabolic process.